UUGUAAUAACUGUUAUGAAAUAUUGAAAUGAGAUAUGAAGUCUAAAUAUUAUCAAUGUGCAAUUAUAUUCUUAUUUCAACUCACAGUAAGCGGCAUAGCAUCUCAAAACGACGAUGACCAUAUUGAUUUAUCRCUCUCUAAACAGAAACAAAAAUCAAUUCAAACUACAAAUAUGAAUAAUUCGACACAUCCCAGGAUGAUACGUCAUGAAGACGAUUUGGAACGCAUAGUCUCUGAACACAAGGCUUGUUCAAGUAUGCCAUAUUCAAGUAUCAGUUGUCAUAUGAAUUCGACAUGUGUGUAUGGAAAUCAAACAAUUGCUAUAUGCAAAUCAAAUGUAGAUUGUCUGGGAGAAAAUACAUUUGCUAAAAACUUGACUUGUCGGUUUUGUUAUCAGACAGAGUUCUGGGAAUAUGAAUGUGUGAAAAAAAUCUGUAAUUCUGCUGCUUCUCCACCAACUUAUUACCGGUUUUACUUGGGACAUUGGCAAGAAGGCAUAGGCAAACUAUUCAGUUUUGGUGGCCUUGGUGUUUGGACCCUUAUUGACGUAUUAUUAAUAUCUAUCAGAUACCUUGGUCCAGCAGAUGGUUCUCUAUAUUUGUAAAAACAUUUUAAAAUAUUUGUUGUUUAAAUUUCCAAAUAAAAUACUAAAUUUUAGUUGUUUUAAA
This is a messenger RNA of Diuraphis noxia (Russian wheat aphid), 668 nucleotides long. It is a transcript of the gene amx, whose product is annotated as TM2 domain-containing protein 3 almondex. The record is from RefSeq and is a predicted model, not a curated record. NCBI's taxonomy places the organism in Eukaryota, Metazoa, Arthropoda, Insecta, Hemiptera, Aphididae.